AUGUCUCUGUUUGCGGAGAGCAGCUUGUCCGGCGCCACGACCGACACCUCGUCGACCCUCGCGUCUUCGAGCUCGACGCCUCCGACCACCCUCUCCGACACUGACAGCCAGCACUCGGACGCCCCUAAACACGACGUAAUCACCGUGGCCGACGAUGCUAUCCGCGCCGCGCCCGUCCAGGCCCAGGAGCCCUCGCCCUGCCAGUCGCCUCCCGCUCCGAGUCGACCACGACGCACACGUGUCUCGGAGCCCGUUUACAACCUGUCCAGGCUGAGCGGCACCGCCGACCACGGAAAAAGACGCGCCAAUGGCGAUGCUGUGGCCGACAAGCGCCGCCGGACCAUCUCCGGAGACACCUUGGUUGGCAGCAUCGAGGUUGCUGGUGACGGGUCCUCCAAGGCCCAGCAUAAAGAUAAAGCCCUAAAGGCAGGCAUUGACGCGUUGAAUCUUCAGUGGUCGCCCGAGAGCUUGCAUACACCACGCACACGCCGCCAGGCUCAAGCUUCGCCGCGUCCCUUGCGGACCUCGUCGCGUCGGAAUGCCGUGUCCUCCAUUGCCACCACACUGACCAGCAUGGGUAAGAAGGGGCGCAAGGCUGUCAACAUGGGAGUCGCCAAGAUGUCGCGUGAGCUGCGGCGGCUGCAAGACACCAAUGAGUUCUCCGGCAUCGACGACCGUCCCGUCAUCCAUACCAUUUGGGCGAAUGGCAAGUUUGUUGAUCCCAAUGCACCACCGCCCGAGCCAGCCCGCAAAAAGGCCAAGGUCCAAGAUCCUGCCGAGGAGGACGAGUCCGACCAAGAAGAGCAGGAGCCCAUCACCACCACUAAGAAGAAUCGUGUCAAGAAAUAUCUCGACAAGGGCCUCUACGCCGGCCAGGAAAUGCCCGCGGAUGUGUUCAAGGGUCUCACCGCGAGUGAAAAGAAGAAGCUUGCCAGCCUGCCGGAAUUGGCCCCCUCGGGCCGCGUGAAUACUACCAUGCCUUCUCCCAUCUACACGGGCUUGCGCAUGUUGAUUGCUGGGCGCGAUUUCAAGCUCCCCUUCAACACCUGCAACCCGCUCCCGCCUGGCCAACCCAAACCAGAUGAAUGGAAAAAGAUGACCAAGAACCGAUUUAUUGGUGACUCAAAGGAUUAUUGGCGCAAGAUGCCUCACAUGCACGACUUGUCAAAAAUUAUGCUCUACGAGUGUGAUGCUGGUAAUUGCAAUAUUGGAAAGGAGCUUUGCACCAACCGCUCAUUCAGCGAUCUAGCCGCUCGGCGCUCCAAGGGAGGCAAAUAUAGAGUUGGCGUAGAAGUGAUAAAGACGCCAGAUCGUGGCUACGGCGUUCGAAGCAACCGCUGCUUCAAAGCAAACCAGAUCAUCAUGGAGUACACUGGAGAGAUUAUUACAGAGGAGGAGUGUGAGCGCCGCAUGAAUGAAGAAUAUAAGAAUAAUGAGUGCUACUAUUUGAUGAGUUUCGACCAGAACAUGAUUAUUGAUGCCACUACCGGCAGCAUCGCUCGAUUUGUUAACCAUAGCUGCAACCCCAAUUGCCGCAUGAUCAAAUGGAUUGUCUCGGGACAGCCUCGCAUGGCUCUUUUUGCUGGAGACCGGCCCAUCAUGACGGGGGAUGAACUCACCUACGACUACAACUUUGACCCCUUCUCCGCCAAGAACGUGCAGAAAUGCCUCUGCGGUGAACACAACUGCCGCGGAGUCCUGGGCCCGAAACCACGUGACGUGAAGCCUGCCAAGGCGGACAUCAAGAAGACUGUCAAGGCAACUGUCAAGGCUGGGAAGCGCAAGCUGAAGGAGCUCAUUGGAGAGGAGGAAGCCGAAAACGGGAAAGCAAAGAAGCGCAAGAUUGUGCCUGCCACCGGUGUACAGCGUUCCAUUUCGAAUGCCAGCCUCAAGGCCGCCAAGGGUGCUGCCACGGCCUUGAAGAAGGGCGUGUCGUCCAUUACGGCCAAGGGAAAGAAGACGAUGGCGAACAAGUCUCCUGUCCAGAGACGCGCCAGCACGGGCGGCGCCGUCAUCAAGAAGAAGACUACCACGAAGCUGGUCAAGAAGAAUGGCCCUGGAGGCCGAGUUGGCCAUGUUUCGUCGCGAGCUGCAAGCAUGACCAUAGUGGCUGUUGCUGAUGAGGAUGCCAAGCCUGGUAAGAAGGGCAAGGUGGUGUCUCCCGCCGGGGCUAAGCGGACGCUUACUGCGUCCAGCAAGGUCUCGCGCGUGUCGUUUAGCUCAACCGGGCGUGUUCUUAAGCCUUCGCCCAAGGCUAAGAUUCGAAUGGUGCCCCAGGAGUAG
Molecule: messenger RNA, 2283 nt
Organism: Metarhizium acridum CQMa 102
Lineage: Eukaryota; Fungi; Ascomycota; Sordariomycetes; Hypocreales; Clavicipitaceae
Source: RefSeq, a predicted model, not a curated record